This is a messenger RNA of Durusdinium trenchii, 2702 nucleotides long. Lineage: Eukaryota; Dinophyceae; Suessiales; Symbiodiniaceae. The record is from the annotation of a GenBank genome assembly.
UAUAUACUGUAAUCCCUGGAAAACCAACAUGGACCCUGAAAACCACUGGUCUGUAGAGGAAACAGUCUUGUCCGGGUCCCAUUCUCAGGGUCCAUGGUUAGUUUUCGGUGGGCGCAACCCCUGGAAUGUUGCGGACCCUAGGGACGACGACCCCACUUUGGGACGGAGCUGCAAGCCUUCCGGACCAGAGUCAAAUCCUCCAAUCAGCCGGUGGUUCUUGGAGAUGACUGUCGAGAAAGUAGCCAGGAGACGGAGUCUUUUGAUUCCUUUGUUCUCAAGAAGAGACUGGGUGCGGAUGGGUACGGUAUGAUUUUCAACCAGAUCACACUUUUGAACUCUCUUUUCAGGUCUUGUUUUGGGGACCAGAUGUGCCUUGCCACCUCUUGACCAUGCAAUCAUCCACCUCUAGAACCUCACAAAGAUCUUUGGUCGAGUUAAUCCAGCUUUUGUUCUCAGGUUUUUCGUGUGCACGACCAUACUUCGACACCCUGGCGGGCCUGAAGAUCAAAUCUGCCCCCAAUCAAGCUUUUGGAGGGUUCGUCACCCUGGUUUCGUGGCACCUGGUUUCGUGGUUUCAUCGUCAAUCUCCGCCGAACCUCUCCUUGCUCGAGACAAGUUGUCUGCGGAAUUGCCCCGGGCAAGCAGAGGAGGCUUCGAACAUGGCACGAAGCACCAGUUGCUGCGAAGGUGUUUGGGGCAGCGCUGAUGCUGCAGUGGAGAUCAUCCGCCCCACAGGUGGUGACCCUUCUCGUGUCAUCCCCGUCUUGGAGUCGGAGAACACCUUUGGCUGGGGCCCAUUGGCAAUGGCCUGCUAUCCGGCCAUUGCCUUGAUUUUACCCACAGUGGAUGAGCCUCGCUUGAAAUCUUCCCUGGCUCGUGCACUCGAGGCGGUGCCCACGGCAGCAGGGCGUUUCUGCAACAAUGGUCGAUCGCUGGCCUUAAACGGCGCUGGCGUGCCCUUUCAGGUGGUCCAAAGCGGCGAAGCCCAGGCGCCCGAGGUCUUGGAGGAGCGACAGCUGCUGGACUUUGCAGAGUUCCCAAAUCCAGGUGCCGUCUACCGGGGCAAAGCACCUGUGAUGGCAGUGAAGCUCACGAUCUUCAAAGACAACUCGGCAGUGCUUUGCAUGAGCCGGUCACAUAUGUUGUUUGACGGCACUUCCGCCUGGACCUUCCUCGCCUUUUGGUCUGCGCUGGCACGGUGCGAGGACGCAAAAGUUCCUGUUUGGGAUAAAGAGCAGGUCAUCCAACUGAUUCCGGAUGAAGAAGAGACGUUGCAACUGGGGGAGAAAGAGAUUGGCAAGAAGAUGAGUGCAGGUCCUCACAACCAGGCCAUCAAAGCUAUUUUCACACUCUUGAGCAAGCCGUAUGACAUGGCUUUCCGGCAGUUUGGUGUCAGUCUCCAUAGGGAUCGGCUCUACUUCUCCGAUGGUGAGUUGGCCGCGCUGAAGAGCUUGGCGACUCCCAAGAUCGUGGAGCCGGGCAAGGACAACUGGGUCUCAACUCAGGAGGCGUUCUGCGCAUAUUUGAUCCAUACCUUGGGGCAUCACUUGCUGCCAGCCAAUUGUCAGGACGCCUGCAAGCUGCUUUUCUUCCUGGACCCACGAAAAAGCCUGGGUCUUCCAGCCAACUUGCUUUUGGGCUCAGGGAUGGUGGUGAUGACCUUCAAGCUCGAGAAGUUCAUGAGCCUUACUUUGACCGAGAUUGCUUUUUCCUUGCAUGAGGCCCUAUCCGGCAAAGAGAGCUCGAACAAUAUGAAAGCGCGAUGGCGCUUGGCAAGUGGAGCACAGGAAAUCGGGAGAGUCUUUGACCUCUACUCGGAGUUUAUGAGCACCAAAGGCUGCAAGCUGGUGUUGGGUGUGAACAACUCCUCCAAGCGGCAGCUGCCGGACUUUGGCGGAGGCCGCUGUGAGAAGACGGUGACCAAUGCGGGUCCUUCGAUCUUCCUACCUGCCAAGGGUGGAAUGGAGGUCUUCUUGGACUCUCAGGUGUUCUCGAAGACGGGCUGCAGCAAGGCUCAAAAGCAGAAGGCACUGGAGGCGCUUCGCUCCGAGCUUCCGAGGCUCUGAACGGGCCGCUUGGUGAUAGAUCUGGGACGGGUGGUGCAAAGCGCAGAGCACCCAGACAUGGGCACCUGCCAGCGGGUUUGAUGCAGCUACUUUUGAGGUCCAUUUUUGCUGCUAGUCCCCGGUGUCGGAGCAAAGGGGUGCUUUGCGGACCCGCUCUCAUGGAAAUACCAAUCUUUUGUAAUUAGUGUACAGUGUACCUCAAAGUACAGCAGCACGCAGCUUUUUGAUGCUCUUUGGCUGUGUUCUGAGUCCAUCCACCUGCAGUGGUGAGAUUGAUUGGAGAGGCUUCAUGUGGCACCAGUUCUCCUCGAUUUUUCGGAUGGCCGACAGUCACUUAGUCGCUCGUGCUGGCGCGAGUUUGCCGUCGGCCCGUCGCACGGUCUAUGACCUGGUGUCCCUGAAAGACAUGAAAAAACAGGCAAGGCCGGCCGGCCUCUUUUGCAGGAUGUCGUGCUCUUUAAAGAAGAGCAUACGGAGCAAAGAAUAGAUUUGAUAUCUUGGUGGCCAUUGAGGAAACAGAGUGAAAAAGAGCGUUCAAAGAAUGCGGCAGGAAGCCAGAUGGUUUGUCAUUGUGUGCUACCGUAUAUGUUUUCGCGCGCACUGUGGCUGUUCAAGCGUUUUCAAGGCUGUCUUGGC